Messenger RNA from Rhododendron vialii, 2288 nucleotides. RefSeq names its product plant UBX domain-containing protein 8-like. Bases 128 to 1963 code for a protein of 611 amino acids. Gene Ontology annotation, molecular function: ubiquitin binding. The record is from RefSeq and is a predicted model, not a curated record. NCBI's taxonomy places the organism in Eukaryota, Viridiplantae, Streptophyta, Magnoliopsida, Ericales, Ericaceae. The transcript has 11 exons.
UCAUUUCUUUCAGGAAUAUAAACAACAAACACACCAACCAGUUCAGAAAGGCAUAUACAUACAAUCACGACUCCAAUCGAAUCAAUUUUUCUCUGCAAAAUUCGUGGACUUGUCAAAUGGCGAGACCAUGUCAAGAAGCGAUCGAUACCUUUACGAGCAUCACAGGCGUACCCGAGGCUGUCGCCGUGCAAAAGCUGGAGCCUCCAAUAUGAUGGUCGAUUCUUACUGGUGUCAGGAGCAUGGUGGAGAUCUCAACGAAGCUGUUAAUGCACAUUUCACUGGAGGAGAUAUAAGCACCAUGAAUGAAAUAUCUGCACUUGCUCCUCAAAAUGAUGCCAUGGACAUAGAUGAAGAUGUCCAAGUUGGGUUCCGGGAACCUCCUUUCACAAUUCUACCUUCUGCUAGGAAUUUGAGUCCCUUCUCUCUUCUUGAUCCUGACUUCCACAGAGGUUUAUUUGAUAGUGGUACCAAUAUUACGAGCCGUGAACCUUUCGUGUCGCAUCCAAGGGAAGUGAGGGAGAUUCCCAUUGAGGUCAAGGAUGGGGAUGAACAGUCAGGUGGUUCUGACCUGGCACCUACAAUAGAGGAUGUUACUGGAACUGCUUUUGCACGAGGCCCAGAAAACCAAGGGACUGUAAUAAUUGAUAAUGAUGACGAUAUUUCCACUGCUCCAUCUGGACAGAAUGAUCAAAAUGAUGGGUUUCUAGGUUAUAAUCCUCGUGGCACUUAUCCUAGGCCAAGUGCCCCGGGAAUUGAUGAUUUGCCUUACUACAACAAUGACAUUGAAGAAGAAAUGGUUCGAGCUGCUAUUGAGGCUUCGAAAAGGGAUCGAUCAUUUGGUGCUCAUGAUGACUUGAGCAAUCCGGUUAUUCAGCAAAGGCAAUCUCGCCUAGAGGAUCCUGAACUUGCUCAGGCAGUUUCCUUGUCAUUGAAGACAGCGGAGCAGGAAAAAACUUCGCUCGAGCUGGGGGGGAAGGUUGGAGCAGCAGAACUAGAAGCUUAUAAGUCUACAGAGGUGGGUGAUAUUGGGAAAUUGACGUCAUCAAAUGAAAGACUGUCUAGGUUGGAUGUUGGAAGCUCAUCUAUCCAAGAUGAAGCUGAGGAUGUAGAAGAGCAGCCUCUGGUUAGGCACAGGAGCAGGCGAGUGUCUUAUGCCUCUAUUAACUUUGGCAAAGAAAAUGAAGAAGCAGAAGUUACCCCACCAUCAAGUCCUGGACAAGAUGAUGAUAUUAAUCAUCCACCAACCAAUAUAAUUGAUCCCCCUACUGACGAGUGGGGGGGAAUGUCGUCCGAGGAACAUGAUGAAGCAAUUAUGCUUGAGGCUGCACUCUUUGGUGGAAUUCCUGAAGGGAGCGGAUACCGUUUUCCUUUUGCACCUCAUCGGCUGACGCAGGAUGGGUUAGAUAGAACCUCUGGCUUUUAUCCCCAGAGGAUACCUCGCUCCCCAUCGCCUGGUCUAACUGCUCAACGGUUGAUUAGGGAGCAACAGGAUGAUGAAUAUCUUGCGUCACUUCAAGCUGAUAGAGAAAAAGAACUGAAGACAAUGGAAGAAGCUGAAGCUCGGCGUUUGGAAGAGCAAGCAGCUAGAGAAGCUGCUCUUGAAGUAGAAAAACGAAAGGAAGAAGAGUUGCGUAGGAAAUUGGAGGAAGAGCAGGAGAUUGAGAGACAACUAGCGGCAAAGGAAGCUUCCCUUCCUCAAGAACCAACCUCAGACAAUGAGAAUGCUGUAACUCUCCUAGUGCGGAUGCCAGAUGGAAGUCGUCAUGGUCGCCGGUUUUUGAAGUCUGACAAACUGCAGUCCCUUUUUUACUUCAUUGAUGUUGGUAGAGGUGUCAAGCCUGGCAGCUAUAGAUUGGUGAGGCCAUACCCUAGGCGUGCUUUUGAUGAUGGGGAGAGUGCUUCGACUCUGAAUGAACUAGGAUUAACCAGCAAGCAGGAAGCUCUUUUUCUAGAGUUGAUUUAGCGUGGCAAGCAGGAAGCUCUUUUUCUAGAGUUGAUUUUGCGUGGUACUCCGAUAAAGCUGUAAAAAAAAAAAAAAAAAAUCGCACUCAGGAAAAUGUUGGAUAAUUGGUUACACAUGAAUUGUUGGAUAAUUGGUUCUUUUAUGGUAUUUGGUUGGAAUAGGUGGUGACAGCAUUGUUCUGGCCAUUGGGGAGGGACUUUUUUGAUGGACGAGUGUGCAUUUGAUUUUCCUGAUGGAUUGAUUGAUGGGAAUGGCGUUGUAGUUGUAUAACUGGGAUGGAAAUCUUGUUUCAGUAGCCUGUUCUUGUAGAUCCAGUGAUUAAAAA